AACGCAGCCAUAACUGUGGGGGAACGAUUAUCCGAUUUGAUCGGUGACAACCGAGAGGUCCCGUUAGUUGUAAACGCAGAGUGGAUAGGUUGACGUUUGUUUGCUAUUUACAGUGUUAGAUUGUGCAUUAUUCUACUUUUAUUAUCAGGGUGACAUCUGUGUCGAGGGAUAGGCUACAGUAUGUUUAUUUUAUUUGGAUGAACCGAGCAGACAGCAAGUUCCAAGAAUUGGAUCGCCGAGGAGCUGAAUCUGCCGCCUGCGAGCCUAUGAUCCGGUAUAUUUAUCAGUCUAUGAAGCCUACUGUAUGAAAUUCAAGUAUGUCAGGAAAACAUUUUAAAGGCCAUGAAGUCAGUUGCUGCAUCAAAUAUUUUAUUUUUGGAUUUAACAUAAUAUUUUGGUUGCUGGGUGUGGCCUUCCUUGGAAUCGGACUAUGGGCAUGGAAUGAGAAGGGUGUUCUCUCCAACAUCUCGUCCAUCACAGACCUGGGGGGCUUUGACCCUGUCUGGCUCUUCCUGGUGACGGGAGGGGUCAUGUUUAUCCUGGGCUUCGCCGGCUGCAUCGGAGCGCUGAGGGAAAACACCUUACUGCUCAAGUUUUUCUCUGUAUUCCUGGGGAUCAUCUUCUUCCUGGAGCUGACGGCUGGAGUGUUGGCCUUUGUCUUUAAGGACUGGAUCAAGGACCAGCUCAACUUCUUCAUCAACAAUAACAUCCGGGCGUACCGUGAUGACAUCGACCUCCAGAACCUCAUAGACUUCACACAGGAAUAUUGGGAGUGUUGCGGCGCAUUCGGAGCGGACGACUGGAACCUCAACAUUUACUUCAACUGCACGGACACCAACCCCAGUCGGGAGAAAUGUGGCGUCCCCUUCUCCUGCUGCACCAAGGAUCCUGCGGAGGAUGUGAUAAACACGCAGUGUGGCUAUGACGUACGAGCCAAAACGGACGCAGAGCAGAAGACCUACAUCCAUGUGAAAGGCUGUGUGCCACAGUUUGAGAAGUGGCUACAGGACAACCUGACAGUGGUGGCUGGGAUCUUCAUAGGAGUUGCACUGUUACAGAUAUUUGGAAUAUGUCUGGCACAAAACUUAGUGAGUGACAUUGAAGCUGUGAGAGCAAGCUGGGUGCCCCCGCCCUCUCUCUCCAUGCGCCGACCCCCGCCUCACUCUGGAAAGAAAGGGUCUGCGUACUACGCGUGAGGAACAUGCUCGCGAGCGUGUGUAUGUAUGAACCACUAGCCGUUUGUUUACCUGAUGUCACGGUUUACCUGUCUUCACCCAGGAAUGCACAGGUCUCUUCAGCAUGGCUACGCCGUUCUCGGCGCAUCAGAAAAUGCUCAAAGCCUGCUACCACUGGGAAAGAUUCCUGAGAGCACCUGCACCAUGGUGACCUGCACAUUAUGAUCCUUUUUAAAGAUGGGUUUAGGGUUGCAAAUUUACAGUAACUUUCCAAAAAUUCCCAGGUUUUCCAGAAAUCCCAGUUGGCAGUUUUCUGGAAAACCUGGGAAUUUUGGGGAAAUGACCCUGUUUUGCAUCUCCAUUGUUCCAUGGGAUUCCAUCCAUGUGACAAACACUUUGUGUAGAAAUGUACAGAAAAUAAUGACCCCAAAAAACUUUGGGGAAAGUUGCUUGUAAAUGCACUGCAUGCCUGUCCCACAUAGGGUGGCCACAUUUAAAACACCCAAAUGCGAGACUACAGGAUGAUAUUGCGGGACAGUGUAGCCUACAUGAAUAAAAACAUUUGGCAGCCCCCCCCCCACUGGAAUUUAGACUGAACUGAAAGGAUUUUUACAAAUGUGAUUGGUUGAUGAUAUGACAUUGCCUACGUCUCUUCUGCCACUGGGCAAAAUAUCAGAUCUCAACAACGAUUGGAGAAGUGUUUAACAUCACCAGUAUUCUUAGACUACCACAUCCUAAUGAUAUCUUUUUUUCAUAAGCGCAUAUUAGUGGUGCUUGAAUUUGUUGAUAAAAUGCGGGACAUGAUUGUUUCGUUGUAGGAUGCGGUACAAAGGGGGAAAAAUGUGGGACUGUCACACGAUCCGGGACAUGUGGUCAACAUACUGGUCACAGUAGCAUGGAUUCUGGUUUUGUUUCAUUAGAAUGUGCAAAAGUUCUCUUAUUGACAAGUAUUUUUAACAGUAAAAUAGUAGCUGUAUUUGUGGUGACACUGUGAGCUUAGGAAAGAGAGUAAUGGUGCUAGAGGGCAAAUGUACAGUAGUAGUCACAGCCUUUAAGUCACGUUUCCUUUGAACUGCUGAAGCGUUGUCGGUUCAAGCGUUUUUGUUGCACAAAUGAGCAUUCGUUAUAUCCCAUGCCAUCUCUACCACCUGGUGAAAUACAUACAGGUAUUUCAGAUACUUUCAAAUACUUGAGGUGUGCUUGAUUUAGCAUGUUUGCACUUUUGGGACUAGUCUCAUGGUUCCAUUUUAACAGGCAAACUAAAUCAAGCACACUUAAAGGUCCAAUGCAGCUGUUUUUAUCUCAAUAUCACAUACUUUUUGGAUAAAAAUUAAGUACCUUACUGUGAUUAUUUUCAACAAUUUGAAUUGAAAACAAACAAAAAUAUCUUCUUGGCCUCUCGAGUGGCGCUGUGGUCUAAGGGUCUCCUACGACCGGGAGACCCAUGGGGCAGCGCACAAUUGGUCCAGCAUCGCGUUAGGGGGGGGGGUUUGGCCGGCAGGGAUAUCCUUGUCCCAUCGCGCUCUAGCGACUCCUGUGGCGGGCUGGGCACAUGCACGCUGACACGGUUGGCAGGUGUAGUACGGUGUUUCCUCUGACACAUUGGUGUGGCUGGCUUCCGUGUUAAGCGGGCAUUGUGUCAAGAAGCAGUGAGGCUUGGUUGGGUUGUGUUUCGGAGGACGCACGGCUCUCGAACCUUCGCCUCUCCCGACUCCCUAUCAGAGUUGCAGUGAUGAGACAAGACUAACUACCAAUUGGAUCCCACGAAAUUGGGCAGAAAAAAGGGAUAAAAAAAGUAUAAUAAUUGUUUCAAUCUCUUCUUAGCAAAGAGCAAUUUCUCUAGGACUGUGAGUGGUCUGAGUUAGGAGGGGGAAAACUGAAAAUUAGCUGAUAUUGGCAGAGAGGUUUGGAACUCUUUCUCAUUGGGCGGCAGGUAGCCUAGUGGUUAGAGCGUGGGUAAAAAUCUGUUGUUAUGCCCCUGAACAAGGCAGUUAACCCACUGUUCCUAGGCCGUCAUUGAAAAUAAGAAUUUGUUCUUAACUGACUUGCCUAGUUAAAUAAAGGUAAAAUAAUACAAAAAAAAUGUUGGGGUCUAUUUACUAAUUUACAGCAUGGUGGUGUCAACAGUAAAACUACAUCCACCAAAACAGGAUGACAUUUCAGGUGGUAUUUUCAAACAGCUCUGACACUAAAAUAACAUUAUCAUGUUCACAGUAUUAUUCCAACCUCAGCGUGGAAAGACACUUAAAACAUAGGAAAAUCACAUUUUUGACUGCACUGGGUGUUUUAAGUAUCAAUGUAUUUUGUCUGAUCUCUGCACACUCUACAUACAGGUUUUUAAUGGUUAAAACACGCUUUCAGUUCAUGUCCACUAUGGUGGUCUUCUGUUUUCAAUACCUCAAAGUGAAUAGUGUCAAUCUUUAGGAAUCCCUGCUACUCCUUAUUCAAUUUUGUUCUGAGGGCUGAAUGUGAUUGGUUGGAUGAAAGCGAAACUACCAUUGGUUGGACAUUACAACGGCCAGUGAGAGUGAAAAGAAAACUCAGUUGCUGUCAUAUUUGUAGGUGGUGGAUUGUGUAGCACUUGGCUUGCCAUGCUGAAGGUCCCUGGUUCAAAUCCCUGUGUGGUUUCAGUUUUCUAGCUCAACUAUCAGUGGGCGGGGCAUUCAAGGACCAGUGAGAGUGAAAUAAAGAUAAGGCCAAGUGGGACGUUUGAUUGGUUUUGACAAGAUGGGAUACCACUUUUGUCAGAUUUGACUUUUCUUAGCAGGUUAGGAGAAUUUACAUAGCAGGUUAGAAGAAUUAGGAUAAGGGUUAGAUAAAAUGCCCCAAAAAUGAACUGACUUAAUUUAACAAACGCUUAUAGCCAUGACCGAGGUGGAUGGACUUUUAACCAAGUUAACCAAUCACAGCCAGGACCAGUGACAGGUGAGAGUUAAAUCAAAUAAAUCCUGUUAGGGAGGUAGGAGGGCAUUAAACAUGGGUUGUGAGACACAAGGUCCCUGGUUUGAACCUUUCUAAAGUUGACCUUUAACAUUUUAUUUUGACUGUUUAGAGUGAAAAGACCAAAACGUUAGGCUGGUGGGUGGUGUCCUAGGUGGCAGAGGGCAUAACACAAGGGUUGCCAUUCAGUGGUUUCUUCACUUGAUUCCCAGUAUGGUCUUUAACGUGACUUUUAUGAACUUGACCAAUCUCACUGUUUUCUGCCCUCAGAACAAGUUCCUGUUUUUCUUUCAUUUCCAUGAAAUAAAUCAUUUUCUUUGUUGACCUGAUGACUUUGUUAAUAGUGUUAAUUGUUAAUAAAGAAGGGACAUGACAAAGUGA
This is a messenger RNA of Oncorhynchus kisutch (coho salmon), 4496 nucleotides long. It is a transcript of the gene tspan5a, whose product is annotated as tetraspanin 5a. The record is from RefSeq and is a predicted model, not a curated record. The coding region runs from base 318 to 1196 and encodes 292 amino acids. Lineage: Eukaryota; Metazoa; Chordata; Actinopteri; Salmoniformes; Salmonidae. Gene Ontology annotation, cellular component: plasma membrane. The transcript is spliced from 11 exons.